Molecule: messenger RNA, 1660 nt
Organism: Carica papaya (papaya)
Lineage: Eukaryota; Viridiplantae; Streptophyta; Magnoliopsida; Brassicales; Caricaceae
Source: RefSeq, a predicted model, not a curated record
AUGGCCGAUCACUCAACUCAGAGAAGUCUCUCCUGCUACCAGCUAGCUAAAGCUGCUUCUAUCGAAGAAACAACUGAUGCUGCUGAGAAUGAUGUAUUGAGAGCAUUGUCCCAAAUAAUUGAUCCAGACUUUGGAACAGAUAUUGUCUCGUGUGGCUUUGUGAAAGAUUUGUUUGUCAAUGAGGCUUUGGGAGAGGUUUCCUUUCGUUUAGAGCUCACAACACCAGCAUGUCCAAUCAAGGACAUGUUCGAGCAGCAGGCAAAUGAGGUGGUGCUGAUGCUUCCUUGGGUUAAAAAAGUCAACGUGACAAUGUCAGCUCAACCAGCCAGACCUAUUUUUGCCGAGCAACUUCCGGCAGGAUUACAGACAAUUUCAAACAUUGUGGCAGUUUCGAGUUGUAAGGGAGGUGUUGGAAAAUCAACUGUAGCUGUAAAUCUUGCAUACACUCUCGCUGAUAUGGGUGCGAGAGUUGGUCUCUUUGAUGCUGAUGUCUAUGGUCCUAGUUUGCCAACUAUGGUCUCCCCAGAAAACCGACUACUGGAAAUGAACCCAGAGAAGAGGACAAUUUUUCCAACUGAAUACUUGGGAGUCAAGUUGGUAUCUUUUGGAUUUGCUGGGCAAGGUCGUGCAAUAAUGCGAGGUCCCAUGGUUUCUGGGGUCAUCAACCAACUCCUUACGACUACAGAAUGGGGAGAGCUGGACUACCUGGUCAUCGACAUGCCACCAGGAACUGGCGAUAUUCAGCUCACAUUAUGCCAGGUGGUGCCAUUAACUGCUGCUGUUAUUGUUACCACCCCUCAAAAGCUGGCAUUCAUUGAUGUUGCAAAAGGAGUACGCAUGUUUUCAACGCUUAAGGUUCCGUCCGUUGCUGUAGUUGAGAAUAUGUGCCACUUUGAUGCUGAUGGAAAACGUUAUUAUCCUUUUGGCAGAGGUUCAGGUUCUCAGGUUGUCCAGCAAUUUGGUAUACCUCAUCUGUUUGAUCUUCCCAUUAGACCAACUCUAUCUGCUUCUGGAGAUAGUGGGAUGCCUGAGGUUGUGGCUGAUCCUCAAGGUGAAGUUGCCAAAAUAUUUCAGAACCUUGGCGUGUGUGUUGUACAACAGUGUGCCAAGAUUCGCCAACAAGUAUCAACUGCUGUAACCUAUGAUAAAUCACUCAAGGCAAUCAGGGUGAAGGUACCAGAUUCAGAUGAAGAAUUCCUUCUGCAUCCUGCUACUGUGAGAAGGAAUGAUCGCUCUGCACAAAGUGUGGAUGAAUGGACCGGUGAGCAAAAACUUCAAUAUGCUGACAUUCCAGAAGAUAUUGAACCUGAAGAAAUCCGGCCUAUGGGAAAUUAUGCUGUGUCAAUAACAUGGCCAGAUGGAUUUAACCAGAUCGCUCCUUAUGAUCAGCUGCAAAUGAUCGAGCGGUUGGUUGAUGUUCUUCAACCAGUGGUUGUGGAAGCAUGAUAUUACAUUCAAUUCUUACACUCGUAAACUACUUCAGCAUCACCAGCUUCACAAAUACAGUUUUGAAGUUCUCAUUAGAUUCUCCAGCAAGGAAAAAUGGUACUGAGAUGAAGAUUGAUGUAGUGUAGAGUGUUAAAGAUAUUUUUUUAAGUCUGGUUGUAGCUGUAAACAAACAGAUCUAUGGUAGUUAUAAAGCUUCUUUGCUUUGCCUUUA